Spea bombifrons (plains spadefoot toad) is the source of this 1255-nucleotide messenger RNA. It is a transcript of the gene MXD1, whose product is annotated as MAX dimerization protein 1. NCBI's taxonomy places the organism in Eukaryota, Metazoa, Chordata, Amphibia, Anura, Pelobatidae. Gene Ontology annotation, molecular function: RNA polymerase II cis-regulatory region sequence-specific DNA binding; protein dimerization activity; DNA-binding transcription factor activity, RNA polymerase II-specific. The transcript is spliced from 6 exons. Bases 294 to 962 code for a protein of 222 amino acids. Gene Ontology annotation, biological process: negative regulation of transcription by RNA polymerase II. The record is from RefSeq and is a predicted model, not a curated record.
UUGACCGAGGCGUGUCUGUCAGGAGCCAAAACAAUAAUCGCUGCGCUUCCCCGGGAUACUAGGUUACGGUGGCACGGCAGCUCCUAAGCACACGGAGAGGAAGCGGAUAGUCAGGGGCAGCCGAGAUACACACCGUGCGCACACUAGGCCACGGCGCCCUAAUAAUCUCCAUUCCCGGCCGGUGACAAACACGACCCCCUCCUCUCUGUCAUCUGUUCCUGUGGCCUCCGCACUCCCCGUGUAUCCCCAGCCUGUCUCUUACCCGGCCUCCUCCUCCUCCCUGGUGCUGGAAAAUGGCGGCCUCGGUCUGUGUCAACAUCCAGAUGCUGUUGGAGGCGGCCGAGUAUCUGGAGCGGAGGGAGAGAGAAGCCGAGCACGGUUAUGCCUCCAUGAUGCCUUACAACAGCAAGGAGAGGGAGAACGUGAAGAGGAAAAGCAAGUCGAAAAAGAGCAGCAGUAGCAGGUCAACCCACAAUGAAAUGGAGAAAAACAGGCGAGCACAUUUAAGAUUGUGUCUAGAAAAGCUAAAAGUAUUGGUGCCUCUUGGUCCAGAAUCCAAUAGACAUACCACGUUAAGCCUGCUAACCCGAGCAAAAUUGCACAUAAAGAAACUUGAAGAUUGUGACAAACGGUCGCAGCACCAAAUCGAUCAGUUGCAGCGAGAGCAGCGACACCUAAAAAGGCAGCUAGAAAAAUUUGGGGUGGAAAGGAUACGCAUGGACAGUAUAGGAUCCGCUGUGUCUUCGGACAGGUCGGACUCUGACAGAGAAGAGAUCGACGUGGACGUUGAAAGCACGGACUUUUUAACCGCAGACCUGGACUGGAGCAGUAGCAGCAGCAGCGUCAGUGACUUGGACGAGAGAGGCAGUAUGCAAAGCCUGUGCAGUGAUGAAGGCUACUCCAGCGCGGGCAUUAAAAGGAUACAACUUCAGGACAAUCCCAAAGCCACCAUCUCUCUAUAAGCCGCCAGUCACACAAGGUGAGGGGGGAUUCACACAUCCCAGCAGUUCUCCCCCCGCCCCCCCCGGUUCUCGCACAUCAGAUACUGUCUUAUCUUGCAACUGCUUUCACAACGUAAUCUUGCACGUGAAUUUCCCCCACUCAGACUUUCUCCCAGGUCUUGUUCUUUGCCCCUUUCCCAAAGCUCCUGAGAAGUAUGGUGCUUGCAGUUUACAUUGUAGAUGAUAUACUAUCCCAUUAGCCAGUACUUCUACAGGAGCCUACAUUCCAGCAACACAAUGAAGCACUCAAUGGG